Fulmarus glacialis (Northern fulmar) is the source of this 2532-nucleotide messenger RNA. Its product is annotated as potassium voltage-gated channel subfamily H member 2-like. Lineage: Eukaryota; Metazoa; Chordata; Aves; Procellariiformes; Procellariidae. Gene Ontology annotation, biological process: membrane repolarization during action potential; regulation of heart rate by cardiac conduction; potassium ion transmembrane transport. The transcript is spliced from 10 exons. Gene Ontology annotation, cellular component: membrane. Gene Ontology annotation, molecular function: inward rectifier potassium channel activity. The record is from RefSeq and is a predicted model, not a curated record. The annotation marks the transcript as partial.
GUGCUGUCCCUGGGCGCUGACGUCCUUCCCGAGUACAAGCUGCAGGCACCACGCAUCCACCGAUGGACCAUCCUCCACUACAGUCCCUUCAAGGCCGUGUGGGACUGGCUCAUCCUUCUGCUGGUCAUCUACACAGCUGUCUUCACCCCCUACUCGGCUGCCUUCCUGCUCAAUGAGGAGCAGGUGGAGGAGAAGCAUUGGGACUGCAGCUACUCCUGUGACCCACUCAACAUCAUUGACCUCAUCGUGGACAUCAUGUUCAUCGUGGACAUUGUCAUCAACUUCCGUACUACCUACGUCAACAUCAAUGACGAGGUGGUGAGCCACCCUGGCAAGAUUGCCAUCCACUACUUCAAGGGAUGGUUCCUCAUCGACAUGGUCGCCGCCAUCCCCUUUGACCUGCUGAUCUUCCGCUCCGGCUCUGAUGAGACCACCACCCUCAUUGGCCUCCUGAAGACCGCCCGGUUGCUGCGCCUGGUCCGCGUGGCCCGCAAGCUGGACCGCUACUCCGAGUAUGGAGCAGCCGUGCUCUUCCUGCUCAUGUGCACCUUCGCCCUCAUCGCCCACUGGCUGGCCUGCAUCUGGUACGCCAUCGGCAACGUGGAGCGGCCCUACAUGGAGCACAAGAUCGGCUGGCUGGACAACCUGGGUGACCAAAUCGGCAAGCGCUACAAUGACAGCGACCUCUCCUCUGGCCCGUCCAUCAAAGAUAAAUACGUCACUGCCCUCUACUUCACCUUCAGCAGCCUCACCAGUGUGGGGUUCGGCAACGUCUCACCCAACACCAACUCGGAGAAGAUCUUCUCCAUCUGUGUCAUGCUUAUUGGCUCUCUGAUGUAUGCCAGCAUCUUCGGCAACGUCUCCGCCAUCAUCCAGCGCCUGUACUCGGGCACGGCCCGCUACCACACGCAGAUGCUGCGGGUUAAGGAGUUCAUCCGCUUCCACCAGAUCCCCAACCCACUGCGCCAGCGCCUGGAGGAGUAUUUCCAGCACGCCUGGUCCUACACCAACGGCAUCGACAUGAAUGCAGUGCUGAAGGGCUUCCCCGACUGCCUGCAGGCAGACAUCUGCCUCCACCUCAACCGUACGCUGCUCCAGAACUGCAAGGCUUUCCGAGGAGCCAGCAAAGGCUGCCUGCGCGCCCUGGCCAUGAAGUUCAAGACAACUCAUGCGCCGCCUGGAGACACCCUGGUGCACUACGGAGAUGUCCUCACCACACUCUACUUCAUCUCCCGGGGCUCCAUUGAGAUCCUCCGGGAAGACAUUGUGGUGGCCAUCUUAGGGAAGAACGACAUCUUUGGGGAGCCCAUCAGCCUCUACGCCCGCCCAGGGAAGUCCAAUGCUGACGUGAGGGCCCUGACCUACUGUGACUUGCACAAGAUCCAGCGGGAGGACCUGCUGGAGGUCUUGGACAUGUACCCAGCCUUCUCUGACAACUUCUGGAGCAACUUAGAGAUCACCUUUAACCUGCGAGAUGCAGACAGCGUUCCCCGCUCACCACUCAGCGAGGAGUAUGACUGCACCUACCGGCGGGUGCGCCGACGCAAGCAUUCCCUUUGCCAGCCCAACAAGCCUGACCCAGACACGGGCAUCUCUGAUGCAGAGCAGUAUCACACCUACUCAGAGCUCACCAACCCGCAGGACCCGCUGAGUAAGGACCAGUGGGACGACCUGGGCAGCAGCACCACUCCCUGCUCCCAGACCAGCGAUGAUGAGGCCAAGACUGGCAGCCAUACAAAAGCUGAGCCCGUCCCCACAUCCAAAAAGGAUGACUUUGCUCUGCCCACUCUCAGCCUCGUCACCACCAGCGCCGGCAGCACGGAGGUCGGCAAGCAGGCGGCAGAGAGCAGCCAGUCCUACACAGCCACCCCCAUGGACAUCCCCAACAUGUUCACCUUCUGGGAGGACCGAAGGCCGAACCACCACCCGGAGCCUUUGCAACACAUCUCCUUGGUACACAGCUCGCGGGACAUCCCCCUGCACAGCGACUACAGACCAGGGCAAAUCGAAUCCAGGCUGGAGCUCCUGCAGGCCCAGCUCAGCAGGCUGGAGUCCAGGAUGUCGUCAGACAUUAAUAUAAUCCUCCAGCUCCUGCAGCGCCAGCUGUCCCAAGUGCCGCCCGCAUACAGCCCCAUCUCACCGUCCUCCCACAACCUGGCCAUGUACAGCAUGCUCCCGCGGAGCCUGGAGCCGCUCACCCCCUGCACACCCCUGGGGGACGAGGAGACGACGACCCCGGAGCAGAGCCCGAGCUACACGGAGAUAGAAAAGUUCCACUUGAAAUCCAGGGACUCCUUGUCAAGCGGGAUGCACCUCACUGUGGCAUCCGACGAAACCAUGACGGUCUACUCUGAGCAGGAGCACCAUUCCCCACCUCUCCCGAACCCAGAGCCUCCCCACCAAAGGGCACCAAAUACCCAGGGACUCUUCCAGGGCUCUCGUUUCCCUUCCCUCCCUGAGCACUUGGAGGCAUCUUCUGAGCACCAGGACAUUCAGAGACACCUCUCCGACCCAGUGCUUCCUGGAAGUUAG